Mucor velutinosus is the source of this 888-nucleotide messenger RNA. RefSeq lists its product as uncharacterized. The transcript has 4 exons. The record is from RefSeq and is a predicted model, not a curated record. Bases 1 to 888 code for a protein of 295 amino acids. NCBI's taxonomy places the organism in Eukaryota, Fungi, Mucoromycota, Mucoromycetes, Mucorales, Mucoraceae.
AUGGAUCCUCUUGACAAGAAUAUUCAGAAAAUUGCUGCUGCAUACGAUUCUCUGGCUGAUGGUACUGUCGAUUUGGCCAAAAUAAUUGACCAAUUGGAAACUGCUAUUGUCCAAUACUACGACGGUACUCAGUUCAACACCUACAAAAGCAGCUGGAGCCAGUGUGUCGUGGAAUACUUUAAAGCUAUUGAUGUGCAAUUGCCCAGAUCCCCCAAACCGAAUUGGGAGAACAUAACCGCCAACAUCAUUGACAUAUUGGUCUCAAAUGGGUAUGAGUUUCAAACUAAAAAAAGAAGAUCAUCGGUUGCUUUGGAUUUCUCAAAAGUAUCAAGCCCAGCAUCAUCAACAUCAACAUCAACAUCAACAUCAACAUCAACAUCAAUUAAUGAAGACAUGUCUGUAAAUUCCGUACCUAUCAAAACGAUUAAACUCAGUGACACUGACAAGAACAGCAUCAAAGCAUUGUACGACGGCCUGGAUAAGACAAAGGUGUGGACCCUGUCUACCGGUACUGUCGUUGAGGAACAAAUGAAGCAGUUUGCGUUGAACAGAGAGCAUGAACAUUUGUCUCAUUCUUUGAUUCUUGAUGUCAAUGAUAAUUGUUGGGGACCCUACUUUACGGAUGCCGAACUAAAGGAGAUCAAAGAGUUCAAUGCUGUCCCGUUGCCUGUACUCCCUUAUGAUGUCAAGACGUAUUUGGAUGAGUUGGAAGCUACAGCAUCAAAUACUGGUCUCUACAACAAAGUCAAUGCUAUUCAGUUUGAACCAAAUACCGAUUGCAAAUGGAUCCAAGAUUCCUACAACAGCUGCUUUCGCUUGAUCAAGUGUGGAUUUUUCCCUUUAAAUGAUGCUACUGAACUAGCCGAUCUAUCUCGCUACGCUCGAUGA